CGCAAUGAUGUUAACGAAGGAUUUAUUAAUUUGAAUGUUCAUCUAUUUUAGGAAAAUUUCAUGUGAUAAUUACUGGCAUUUCUAUGUUGAACAACUAGAGAUAAAAGACUAUGGAAAACUGGACAAGUGUUUUGGAAGCCCUCGACUUGGAUGCUUACGAUUUGCCAAACAAUUUUUCCAUGGAUGAUUUACUGAAGGCUGCAGUGCAGUAUGAUGACGCUGGACACUGGUUUGACUCCAGCGCUGAACUCUUUCUCAUCCUCUCCUUCAGUAUCGUCAUCGUGUUCGGGAUUACUGGAAACAUAGCCGUCGUUGCCGUAAUAUGCAGAAACGGCAAUUUAAAGUCAUCACGGAACCUCUACAUCUUGAAUUUAUCCGUCUCCGAGAUCUUGGCUUGCAUAUUUUGCAUGCCCUUUCUGUUGAUCCGGAUGACUCUGAAGAACUGGAGUCUAGGGACUGUGUUGUGCAAGAUGGUCCCCACUCUUCAGGCGACCUAUGUGUUUGUGUCUACUCUGACCAUUGUUUCUAUUUCCAUGAAUCGCUACAAAUCCAUAGUGUGUUCCAUCACGAAUAACCAACACAAGCACAGGACUAACAUAAUUAUUCCUAUGAUUUGGAUCAUCUCCCUUAUAAUGUCUGUUCCCGCUUGCCUUACCCACCAGAUCGAACACGUCCCGGGGGUGUCUGGGAACAUUAUGUAUUCGAUCUGCAUUGAACACUGGAGUAACGAUACGCUGCUGAGGAUCUACACGGUGACCUUGCUGGUCAUCCAGUACAUAUCCCCGGCUUUGGCCAUCGUCGUCCUGCAUGUGCUCAUCUGCAGGUUCCUGGGCACGCGGAUCGACUCCCAGCAGACGUCUUUCCACGAAGUUAACCGUGCGAAACGAAACAUGGUCAGACACAAGAAGAACAUGUUGCUGCUGACGAGCAUCGCAGCUCUGUUUAUGAUAACCUGGCUGCCUCUGACACUCAUAAAUAUCUUAGCAGACAUGGAUCAAGGAAUCUUUCAGGGAACCGAUUUCCGUCUCCUGCACUCUGUGGGCGUGUUGAUAGCCCUGUGUUCCGUGUGCAUCAACCCAGUGGUGUACGGAUGGUUCAACACGAACUUCAGACGCGAGCUGAGCACGUGGAAGAUAUUCAAGCCGUUCAAACCGUUAGCCUCGUGCAAAAUAUUCAAGUAUGACGCGAGAGAGGACCCAAUGCAGGAGUCCAAGUAUGACACCGACUAUGCCAGUAUGUGUCGAACGACGCGGGUGACGCAGAUGUGAGAUGUGCCUCUUGGACAGCAAACAAUGCUUCUGACAAUUAGGAGAACGAUAGAAUCGUUUGCGUGUCGCUGGCUCAGGUCUAGCUUCGCGUAACCGAUGUUUCGUUCGCGUAUUAAAUUUUAGAACAUCAUUGACAUUUUCAUAACGGGUUUCCUGAAUUUGUGUUUUUUUCGUAAUUCAUAAAUGAUUUACGCCAAUUUUCUAUUGUCACUCGCCUGUAAACGAUAAUUUACAUCCAUGUUAACGAGACAUCAUGUGUAUUUGAUGGUUGACAAACCUGACAACAUAUAGGAGAUAUGUUUCACAAGCUACGCCACAACAGCAGAUGUUACAAAACACAAGUUACUGCACCAGUUGUCAAAGUUCGACAAUUGGAUCACCUAUGCUAUCGUGUUAGAGAAUUUCCCGUGUUGCCCCCUAUUGUUUGACAUCCAGGUUAAUGGUUCGUCGUUUUUAUUUCAUGACAAAC
This is a messenger RNA of Gigantopelta aegis, 1737 nucleotides long. RefSeq names its product neuropeptide Y receptor type 5-like. Gene Ontology annotation, molecular function: neuropeptide Y receptor activity. Gene Ontology annotation, cellular component: membrane. Gene Ontology annotation, biological process: G protein-coupled receptor signaling pathway. Lineage: Eukaryota; Metazoa; Mollusca; Gastropoda; Neomphalida; Peltospiridae. The record is from RefSeq and is a predicted model, not a curated record. Bases 111 to 1268 code for a protein of 385 amino acids. The transcript has a single exon.